AUGAACCGAGCUCCUCCCAGUGGCAAGAAGAGCAGAUUCAGUCAGUAUACAUUAACAUCUUGCUGCAAGCUGUGACCAGCACAAGUCUUCCAGGCUGCAGACCACUCACUGACUGAUACAUUGCAAGAUGCCAGACUUCAAUUGGAAGAUUUUGGAUAAUUUUCCACUGCUAAUGUACAUUUUAGCAGCGAAGACUGUAAUAUUGUGUUUGGCGUUCGCCGGUGCUAAGAUAUACCAACGUAGAAGACUUGAAGCUAAAAUGAAGCUGGAGGAAGAAGCACGGCUGAAACAGAAAGCAGAGAAGGACAAAACGGAGAAAAAAGAUGACUGAGAUGAUUUAAUCUCUACGCUGGGUGCAUUCUCCAGUUGUACUGGAAUGGAUUGAGUACAGAACCUGGACAGAAAUUGUGGACUGUUAAAUUAUUAAAUUGUGUAUUUUAAAAAUCAGUAUAUAAUUUUGUACUAAAUUAAAUUUGUGGGAAAAGAAAGUAUUUUUAUUUACUGACAUAACAAUGAGCCUGCUCAGGGAAUUUUUCAAUUUUUCUUCAAUCAUCAUGGACUCCGAGGACACUGGCAGGAAAUUUGGCCCUAAAAUCCUGCUUUAUUGGUAUGGAGGAAGUGUUAUGACGUUUGCCUACCAGAAGACGUGCAAAUAUACUUUCCCAUACUCAGAACUUGUGUCCGUCCAAUAGGUUAAGAUCUGAAGUUUUAAGAGCCAAAGCCAUGGUCCUAUCUGUCAGCUGUAUCAUUUUCAGUGGCACUCCCAGGUUGGAAAUCACCUGGGUAGUAUGAAUGGAUCAUCUCUCCAGUCACUGUGAGGAGCAAUGCUAAACAUUUAUUAAGGAUGGACAACAUGGUGGAAUUGAUCCUUUAAAGUGUGACAUCUUAGCCUAGACGCACUGUAUUCUGGGUUGUAAAUUUAUGAAGUAUGGAAGUAGAUUGAAAAGAUUGCUGUCCAAUGAAUGUAAAUCCAGAUCAUAAAUGUGUGUAGAACAUCCA
This is a messenger RNA of Pseudophryne corroboree (corroboree frog), 999 nucleotides long. It is a transcript of the gene SMIM11, whose product is annotated as small integral membrane protein 11. The coding region runs from base 128 to 331 and encodes 67 amino acids. The transcript is spliced from 3 exons. NCBI's taxonomy places the organism in Eukaryota, Metazoa, Chordata, Amphibia, Anura, Myobatrachidae. The record is from RefSeq and is a predicted model, not a curated record.